AUGGCAAUACGUCAAACUCUCCUAAGGAGGGCUUUCACAACAAGACCAUACUCCACCAUCAACGCAACGCACUCACUCAUGCUCCAAUCACGUCUAGCAAGACUAACUCAUCUUCGUACAGAACCUUCAGCUAACGAUAUUCGCAAGACCUCCAUCAUUGGCACCAUCGGUCCGCAAUCCAACAAUGUCCCCACCAUUGUUGCUCUCAGGAAGGCUGGUCUCAACAUCAUCAGAAUGAACUUUUCUCAUGGAUCCCAUGAAUUCCAUCAAUCCGUCAUCGAUAACGCCAGAGAAUCAGAGUCCCAAUACCAUGGAAGGCCCUUAGGUAUCGCUUUGGAUACAAAGGGCCCUGAGAUUAGAACGGGCUCCUUUGUUAGAGACAACGGAGUCCCAGUGAAGACCGGUCAUGAGAUGAUCUUCUCUACGGAUCCACAAUAUAAAGAAUGUGGAGAUGAUCAGAUCAUGUAUGUUGAUUAUGCAAAUAUUACUAAAGUUAUGGAAGUAGGGAAAUUCAUUUAUGUGGAUGAUGGUGCCAUUUCAUUUGAAGUUUUGCAAGUGAAAGAUGCAGAAACUUUGAAAGUGAGAGCUCUAAAUGAUGGUACUUUGAAUUCACAUAAGGGUGUCAAUCUACCGGGGACUGAUGUGGAUUUACCUGCCUUGUCUGAGAAGGAUAAACAGGAUUUACAAUUUGGUGUGAAGAAUAAUAUUCAUAUGAUAUUCGCGUCGUUUAUUAGAACUCCGGAUGACAUAAGAACCAUUAGACAAUUCUUGGGCGAAGAUGGUAAACAGAUUAAGAUUAUUGCCAAGAUUGAAAAUGAACAAGGUGUCAAUAAUUUCGAUCAAAUCUUACAAUUGGCGGAUGGGGUUAUGAUUGCAAGAGGUGAUUUGGGUAUUGAAAUUCCAGCUCCAGAAGUCCUUGCAGUACAAAAGAAAUUAAUUGCUAAAUGUAAUUUGGCUGGGAAGCCAGUAAUUUGUGCCACUCAAAUGUUAGAAUCUAUGACUUAUAAUCCUAGACCUACAAGGGCAGAAGUCUCAGAUGUUGGAAAUGCUAUCCUAGAUGGUGCUGAUUGUGUCAUGUUAUCCGGUGAAACUGCAAAGGGUGCGUAUCCAAUAGACGCCGUUAACAUGAUGGCAGACACAGCUUUGAUUGCAGAGGAAGCCACAGCUUAUUUACCCAAUUAUGAUGAUAUUAGAAAUUGUACACCAAAACCAACCCCUACCACUGAAACAGUGGCUGCAUCAGCCGUUGCAGCCGUCUUUGAACAGGAUGCCAAGGCCAUUAUUGUCCUUUCCACUAGUGGGGACACAGCAAGAUUAUGUUCCAAAUAUAGACCCAAUUGUCCUAUAAUUUUAAUAACAAGGAAUGACAAUACAGCAAGAUUCUCACAUUUAUACAGGGCUGUAUUUCCCUUUGUUUAUAAUAAACCUGCCCUCGAUGAUUGGGUUAAAGAUGUACAAAAUAGAAUAGAUUUCGGUAUUGAAAUGGCAAAGCAAAUGGGGAUAUUAACCGUCGGGGAUGCAGUCGUGACAAUACAAGGGUUUAAGAGUGGUGUAGGUCAUUCCAAUACCUUACAUGUCUUGACCAUUUAA
Messenger RNA from Naumovozyma castellii, 1590 nucleotides. Its product is annotated as pyruvate kinase PYK2. The coding region runs from base 1 to 1590 and encodes 529 amino acids. The record is from RefSeq and is a predicted model, not a curated record. The transcript has a single exon. NCBI's taxonomy places the organism in Eukaryota, Fungi, Ascomycota, Saccharomycetes, Saccharomycetales, Saccharomycetaceae.